This is a messenger RNA of Gorilla gorilla gorilla (western lowland gorilla), 3531 nucleotides long. Its product is annotated as anaphase-promoting complex subunit 1. Gene Ontology annotation, biological process: metaphase/anaphase transition of mitotic cell cycle; protein K11-linked ubiquitination; anaphase-promoting complex-dependent catabolic process. The transcript has 25 exons. Lineage: Eukaryota; Metazoa; Chordata; Mammalia; Primates; Hominidae. Gene Ontology annotation, molecular function: molecular adaptor activity. Gene Ontology annotation, cellular component: anaphase-promoting complex. The record is from RefSeq and is a predicted model, not a curated record.
UGUUUUAAAGUUCUCUGAAUAGGGGGGAACCCCACAGAAUGUGGCCACUAGCAGCUCCCUCACAGCACAUCUCAGAAGCCUCUCCAAAGGAGAUUCCCCUGUGAUUUCACCUUUCCGGAAUUACUCCUCCAUUCACAGCCAGAGUCGCUCAACCUCAUCACCCAGUCUACAUUCUCGCUCACCUUCUAUUUCCAACAUGGCAGCUCUAAGUCGUGCUCAUUCUCCUGCCUUAGGAGUGCACUCUUUUUCAGGGGUGCAAAGGUUCAACAUUUCAAGCCAUAAUCAGUCUCCAAAGAGACAUAGUAUUUCUCAUUCUCCAAAUAGUAAUUCUAAUGGCUCCUUUGUUGCACCAGAAAUGGAGCCAAUUGUUCCUGAACUGUGUAUUGACCAUUUGUGGACAGAAACGAUUACUAAUAUAAGAGAGAAAAAUUCACAAGCCUCAAAAGUGUUUAUUACAUCUGACCUAUGUGGGCAAAAGUUCCUGUGCUUUUUAGUAGAGUCCCAGCUCCAGUUACGCUGUGUAAAGUUUCAGGAGAGUAAUGAUAAAACCCAGCUCAUCUUUGGUUCAGUGACCAACAUACCAGCAAAGGAUGCAGCACCAGUGGAGAAAAUAGACACCAUGCUGGUCUUGGAAGGCAGUGGAAACCUGGUGCUAUACACAGGAGUGGUUCGGGUGGGAAAGGUUUUUAUUCCUGGACUGCCAGCUCCCUCUCUGACGAUUUCCAACACACUGCCUCGGCCCAGUACUCCACUAGAUGGCGUUAGUACUCCAAAGCCUCUUAGUAAACUCCUUGGAUCAUUGGACGAGGUUGUUCUGUUGUCCCCAGUUCCAGAACUGAGGGAUUCUUCAAAACUUCAUGAUUCUCUCUAUAAUUAGGAUUGUACUUUCCAACAGCUUGGAACUUACAUUCAUUCUAUCAGAGAUCCUGUCCAUAACAGAGUCACCCUAGAACUGAGUAAUGGCUCCAUGGUUAGGAUCACUAUUCCUGAAAUUGCCACCUCUGAGUUAGUACAAACGUGUUUGCAAGCAAUUAAGUUUAUCCUGCCAAAAGAAAUAGCAGUUCAGAUGCUUGUCAAGUGGUACAAUGUCCACAGUGCUCCAGGAGGACCCAGUUAUCACUCAGAGUGGAAUUUAUUUGUGACUUGUCUCAUGAACAUGAUGGGUUAUAACACAGACCGCUUAGCAUGGACUAGAAAUUUUGACUUUGAAGGAUCACUUUUCCCUGUCAUUGCGCCCAAAAAAGCAAGGCCUUCCGAGACUGGAUCUGAUGAUGACUGGGAAUAUUUACUAAAUUCAGACUACCACCAGAAUGUUGAGUCUCAUCUUUUGAACAGAUCUUUAUGUCUGAGUCCUUCAGAAGCUUCACAGAUGAAGGAUGAGGAUUUUUCACAGAAUCUCAGUCUGGAUUCUUCUACACUUCUCUUUACUCACAUACCUGCAAUUUUUUUCGUUCUUCACCUUGUGUAUGAGGAGCUUAAGUUGAAUAAUCUAAUGGGAGAAGGAAUUUGUUCACUUGUUGAACUUCUCGUUCAGUUGGCAAGGGACUUAAAAUUGGGGCCUUAUGUAGAUCAUUACUAUAGAGACUACCCAACGCUUGUCAGAACUACUGGACAAGUGUGCACAAUUGAUCCAGGUCAAACAGGAUUUAUGCAUCAUCCAUCAUUUUUUACGUCUGAGCCACCAAGUAUUUAUCAGUGGGUGAGUUCUUGUCUGAAGGGUGAAGGAAUGCCACCUUAUCCUUACCUCCCUGGAAUCUGUGAAAGAAGCAGACUUGUAGUCUUGAGUAUUGCACUGUACAUACUUGGUGAUGAGAGCUCGGUUUCUGAUGAAUCCUCACAGUAUUUAACCAGAAUAACUGUAGCCCCCCAGAAGUUGCAAGUAGAACAAGAGGAAAACAGGUUUAGUUUCAGGCAUUCUACGUCUGUUUCUAGUCUAGCUGAAAGAUUGGUUGUCUGGAUGACUGAUGUAGGAUUCACUUUAAGAGAUUUGGAAACUCUUCCCUUUGGAAUUGCUCUUCCCAUCAGAGAUGCAAUUUAUCACUGUCGUGAGCAGCCUGCCUCAGACUGGCCAGAAGCUGUCUGUCUCUUGAUUGGACAUCAGGAUCUUUCCAAGCAGGCCUGCGAAGGAAACUUACCCAAACGGAAGUCUGUGCUCUCAUCAGAUGUUCCUUCAGGAACAGAAACUGAGGAGGAAGAUGAUGGCAUGAAUGACAUGAAUCACGAGGUCACGUCAUUAAUAUGGAGUGAAGAUUUAAGGGUGCAGGAUGUGCGAAGGCUUCUUCAGAGUGCGCACCCUGUCCAUGUCAAUGUAGUGCAGUACCCAGAGCUCAGUGACCACGAGUUCAUUGAGGAAAAGGAAAACAGAUUGCUCCAAUUGUGUCAGCAAACUAUGGCUCUUCCUGUAGGACGAGGAAUGUUUACCUUGUUUUUGUACCAUCCUGUUCCAACAGAGCCAUUGCCUAUUCCUAAAUUGAAUCUGACUGGGCGUGCCCCUCCUCGGAACACAACAGUAGACCUUAAUAGUGGAAACAUCGAUGUGCCUCCCAACAUGACAAGCUGGGCCAGCUUUCAUAAUGGUGUGGCUGCUGGCCUGAAGAUAGCUCCUGCCUCCCAGAUCGACUCAGCUUGGAUUGUUUACAAUAAGCCCAAGCAUGCUGAGUUAGCCAAUGAGUAUGCUGGCUUUCUCAUGGCUCUGGGUUUGAAUAGGUACCUUACCAAGCUGGCGACUCUCAAUAUCCAUGACUACUUGACCAAGGGCCAUGAAAUGACAAGCACUGGACUGCUACUUGGUGUUUCUGCUGCAAAACUAGGCACCACGGAUAUGUCUAUUACUCGGCUUCUUAGCAUUCACAUUCCUGCUCUCUUACCCCCAACGUCCACAGAGCUGGAUGUUCCUCACAAUGUCCAAGUGGCUGCAGUGGUUGGCAUUGGCCUUGUAUAUCAAGGGACAGCUCACAGACAUACUGCAGAAGUCCUGUUGGCUGAGAUAGGACGGCCUCCUGGUCCUGAAAUGGAAUACUGCACUGACAGAAAGUCAUACUCCUUAGCUGCUGGCUUGGCCCUGGGCAUGGUCUGCUUGGGGCAUGGCAGCAAUUUGAUAGGUAUGUCUGAUCUCAAUGUGCCUGAGCAGCUCUAUCAGUACAUGGUUGGAGGACAUAGGCGCUUUCAAACAGGAAUGCAUAGGGAGAAACAUAAAUCACCAAGUUAUCAAAUCAAAGAAGGAGAUACCAAAAAUGUGGAUGUGACUUGUCCAGGUGCUACUCUAGCUUUGGCUAUGAUCUACUUAAAAACCAAUAACAGUGUCUUCUAGGAAGCCCAGACACAUGGAGAAGUUCUGAGUGUUUUGGCCGAUAGUCCCAGAUGAGGUUCCAGCAACAGCUGGGGUCACCCAUGAGAUGUGAGUGAGGAAGGCUUUGAGAUGGUUUCAGCCCUAGCCACCACUGACCUCAUAAGAGACCACAAGAAAGAGAAUCACCUGGCCAAGCCCAGCAGACCUUCAGAAUUCAGAAAUAAAAUAAUUCGUCUUAUUUU